Messenger RNA from Micropterus salmoides (largemouth bass), 1908 nucleotides. RefSeq lists its product as uncharacterized. The coding region runs from base 135 to 1058 and encodes 307 amino acids. The record is from RefSeq and is a predicted model, not a curated record. The transcript is spliced from 4 exons. NCBI's taxonomy places the organism in Eukaryota, Metazoa, Chordata, Actinopteri, Centrarchiformes, Centrarchidae.
CAGCCUCCUUGGUGGAUUGAUUUGAAUACGGCAAACGUAGAGAGGUUCAGCCAGGCGACUGUAGGAAGCAUUAUAGCGACCCAUCAUCAAGGACAAACACCAAACCUCACACAGAAUUACGACUCCCACAAAACAUGAAGGUGGCAUUGUUUCUGCCAGUGACAAUAGUCGUUACUGUCGCUUUGGUGGGGAUCAUGAAAAUCCGGAAAAAGGAGCACGACAAAGAAGAUAAACGGAACAAAUUUCAGGAUAUCAAGUUGCGGGUGACUUUCGAUGUACUGGGAGAGUAUCGGAGCGAGCAGGAACUUCUGGAGAACUUGCUAGGCAAGACCCAAGAAGAGCAAAGUGCGCUGGAGCAAGAAGUGAACAGGCUCUGGACCAAAGUAGAUGCGGCAAAGGCUCAAGUGGACAUCUGCCUGGGAGGCAAGAAAUCUGCAAAUGACGCACUGGCUGCAGCAGAGACCAAAUUCAGUAAUCUCCAAGCUGAACAUGGGAAGGAAAAGACCAACUGGGAAACAGAAGUGUCAGCACUUAAACAGCAACUAACAACCCGGAGCUCAGUGUGUAACUUUUUGAAAACAGGAUCCUCAUCAGCAAGCAAGUUGUGUGGCGAUGAAUUGAUCAAGGCCCAAGAGGAACCAAAGGCAGAGGCCCCCAAACAAGAGAAACCAAAGGCAGAGGCCCCCAAACAAGAGGAACCAAAGGCAGAGGCCCCCAAACAAGAGGAACCAAAGGCAGAGGCCCCCAAACAAGAGGAACCAAAGGCAGAGGCCCCUAAACAAGAGGAGCCAAAGGCAGAGGCCCCCAAACAAGAGGAACCAAAGGCAGAGGCCCCCAAACAAGAGGAACCAAAGGCAGAGGCCCCUAAACAAGAGGAGCCAAAAGCAGAGGCCCCGAAACAAGAGGAACCAAAGGCAGAGGCCCCGAAACAAGAGGAACCAAAGGCAGAGGCCCCUAAACAAGAGGAGCCAAAAGCAGAGGCCCCGAAACAAGAGGAGCCAAAGGCAGAGGCCCCGAAACAAGAGGAGCCUAAAGCAGAAGCCCCUAAGAAGAGAUGAGGUAUUACAACCUGUGUUAUCCGCUCCACAACACUUCAUCUAUUUAAAGAACACAGUUUUUGAUACUUUGCAACCAGGUUCCAGCUUAACUGCCUUUAUGUCACAUGUGGUGCAGGUAGGAACCUGAAGGAGGACUACUUAGAUUUUUCCGUUGCUAAGUGGGAUGUUAAUGAAUUUUCAAUCUGUUAUUUAUUUGAAUGCAAAUACUUUGUGCUGGCAAGAUUCCCUCACAUUUGUUUUAACUGAGAGGUAGAGGAGUGAUGUGAAUGGACUUGCUGGAGGUCAUGCUGUAGAUUCAUGUUAAAUUUAUAGCUUCUCUGCUUCAUGUUGUAUGUCGCUUGAUUUCUCACUCUGCAGCAACAAUGUUUGUCUGCCAUUAUUCCGUUUGGAUUAAUGGCACAAAGAAAAUAAAUACAAUAAAAACUGUGGAAAAAAUGUGGUUUCAAAAUGGAAGGGUUUUAUGUUUACAGUAUCUUGUAAAUAAUGUACAUCACACAUCAUCCUCACCCAAAUGCACUCAAGGUAUCAAAAUUAUGCAGAAUGGCCCUUUCCAAUGUAUUGUGUUAUCAAAGUACUAUAACAUUAAUGUGCAACCAGGAUUUUAAUGUUGUCCUUGGAGAUGUAUAUACUAUUGUGUAGUUAAAUCUAUAAAAACUCUGCAAAUUAACUAGUAAGUAUUGCUGCCAAAUACAAAUAAUUGAGAAAAAAUUACAAUAUUUCCCUCUGAUGUAGUGGAGUUGUAUGAAUUAUCAUGCAAAUAAAGUAAAGUUCAAAUAGAAUUGUAUUUUAGUACAGUACUUGAGUAUGUAUACUGACUUAUGUUGAAGAAAUAUUAAACAAAUCUUUCUGA